AGGACGCCAACGAGUACCGCCCAACGCUACAGAAGCGCCACCACAGCAGCGUCGCCCAAGCCCAGCAACCGGAGCAACAAGCAGCGCCAUGGACCAGCAGCAGCAGCAGCAGCAAGCUCCCCUCGAACCCAUCGACCACGACGCCGCGGCGGCCGCGGCAGCCGAGAUCGGCGUCAAAUACGUCUGUGGCGACUGCGGCGGCGAGAACGUCAUCAAAGCUCGAGACGCCGUGCGCUGCCGCUUCUGCGGCUACCGCAUCCUCUACAAGAUCCGCACGAAGCGCCUCAUCCAGUUCGAGGCCCGCUGAUGGAGCUGCUGUUUCUCGGCACGUCGGCGGGCGCGCCGUCGGCCUCGAGAAACGUCCAGAGCUGCGCCGUGCGCCUGGAGAGCGGCGAGUACGUCGUCGUCGACUGUGGAGAAGGCACGCAGCAGCAACUGCUCAAGGCCUCACGGGCCAAGAGCUUCCGGCCGAGCCGCACAAAUUUAAUUCUCGUCACGCAUUUGCACGGCGACCACUCCUUCGGCCUGCCCGGGCUGGUUGUUUAUUUGGACAACGCCGCGACCGAGAAGGCGCCGCCGCUACAGAUCGUCGGCCCUGUGGGCGUCGCUGCCUUCCUGCGGACGGCACUCAUCCUGUCGCGGACGGAGCUGAAGCGCGGCUACCGCGUGACGGAAUUGGCGACCCCGGCGCCCACAGGCGGCGGGGCGUACGAGGGGGCUGCUCUAUGCACGACCGCGCCGCCGGUCCUCCAUCCGGACGAGCGCGCCGUCAGCGAGGUCCUGGCCCCGAAUGAUGAUGGCAUGUUCGCCCUCGAGCUGCUGACUGGCUGUUCGCUCACCGCGGCCCCUUUGGCGCACGGCUCCAUCGCCUGCGUCGGCUACCGCCUCCAGGAGGCGGACGCGCCCGGCUCCAUCGACGCGCAGCGCGCCGCCGCCGAAGCCGAGAGAGCCGGCGACGACGCGCGCCGCAUCUGCCGCGCGCUGCGGGAGUGCUCUCUGAAUAACACGGAGCGCUUGACGCUCGCGGACGGCUCCGAGCUCAGUGUCGCGGACGGCUUCGUCGGCGCCGUGACGAGGCGCGGCCGCGCCGUCGUCGUGCUUGGCGACUGCUGCCACGCCGGCGGCGUCUGUUCUGACGCGACGCGGCGGCUGGUCGAGGACGCCGAUGUCCUGGUCCACGAGGCCACUUUAGAUGAUGCGUUCGCGGCGCUGGCGCUGGAGCGGGGGCACUCGACGCCCGCCGACGCCGCGCGCGUCGCGGCCCGCGCCGGCACGUCGCACCUUGUGCUCUGGCACUUCUCGCCGCGCUACCGGAACGACGACGCGUUCCGGACGACUUUCACCGACGCCGUCCGGGCGCACUUCGGCGGCGCGCUGACGCUCGCCUUGGACUUUGACCGCGUCGCGGUGCCGCGCGAAAAGAAGGUGCUGCCUCCGGCGGCGCCGCCACCAUGACGGAGUAAUGUGGUGGACUUACUAGUAGC
Messenger RNA from Pelagomonas calceolata, 1484 nucleotides. The record is from the annotation of a GenBank genome assembly. NCBI's taxonomy places the organism in Eukaryota, Pelagophyceae, Pelagomonadales, Pelagomonadaceae.